AUGAGUCAGAUAACUGACAACUCGGAUGAUAAAACUGUGAGGCCUAAAGUGUCUGUACGACACCGAGGCGACCAAAUCAGUCAGUCAGGUCCCAGUAGAUCCGAUGCUGGCCCUCCGGCCCCGGGCCCCGGCUACGUUCAGGUGGGCCGGCGGCCCUCCUGCCACGGAUCCGGCGGAGACAGGGGAAACGGCGCCCCCCGGAGGCCCAGAGGGGUCACGCUCAGGAGCAGGGAGCCCACGCAAACCCAAACUUUUGACAGAGACGAUGGGCUGGAUGCCGGGGCCCCGGAGGAGGCGCCAUCGGAGCCAUUUCGGGAGGGAGGAGACCGCAGGGGCGUGGCCACUGGGAGGGCGGAGGGUGCUGUCCGGGUAACAGAGCCAGAGAGGAUUGAGAUUGUACCAUCCGACCGAAAUCUUGUCACCAAGGAAACUCGACCAGGCACGUGUGGAGAGUUGCAGACGAAGGGAGAAGGACAAGUAUCCCUUGCAAAGGAUGAAGAGACCGGCUCUCGUGAGGACGUUGUCACAGCAACAGAGCAGAAUAAGAACAGGGCCAUGGAGGCUGGCUCUCUGGACUGUGACCCAAAACAGGAGGCCAAACUUGUUCCGGGUCUCUCUCAGAGUGAGCCGGUCCCAUCCAGGCCUCUGGAGAUGAUCCAGUCCAAACCGGGAGGGCUUGGGGAAGUCUGUGAGGCAAGCAGAAGUAUCGAAAGACAAACAGGCACUGCAAGGGGCACCUCAGCUGGCAGGAAGGCCUUAACCACAGGUGGCCUAGGGGGAAAUCCAGAGGCACAGCUGCAGGUCAUUGAUGACUGUCCCCCUUUGCCUGCUCCCUUUGAGCACCGAAUCGUUAGCGCAAAGCUGGUGCCCAUGAGCACUUAUUACACCAUCAAGCCUGAUGAAGUGCUGGGAGGUGGGCGCUUUGGCCAUGUCCACAAGUGUACUGAGCGAACGUCGGGGCUGACUCUGGCAGCAAAGGUGAUUAAAGUGAAGGGGAUGAAGGACAGGGAUGAAGUCAAGAACGAGAUCUGCGUCAUGAACCAAUUAGACCACGUCAACCUGAUCCAGCUCUAUGAUGCCUUUGAGUCACGUACUAAUCUGACACUUGUUAUGGAGUAUGUGGAAGGCGGUGAGCUGUUUGACCGGAUUGUUGAUGAGAAUUACCAGCUGACAGAACUGGACACCAUUGUGUUCAUGCAACAGAUCUGUGAGGGCAUGUAUUACCUCCACCAGCAGUACAUUCUCCACCUAGACCUCAAGCCAGAAAAUAUCCUGUGUGUAAGCACUACUGGCAACCAGAUCAAGAUAAUUGACUUUGGACUGGCUAGAAAGUACCGGCCACGAGAGAAGCUGAAAGUGAACUUUGGGACCCCAGAAUUUCUGGCUCCUGAAGUGGUCAACUAUGAGUUUGUUUCAUUCCCGACAGACAUGUGGAGUGUAGGAGUUAUUACAUACAUGCUUCUUAGCGGUUUGUCCCCUUUCCUUGGGGACAAUGAUACUGAAACGAUGAAUAAUAUCCUGCACUCCAACUGGGACUUUGAUGCAGAAGCCUUUGAGAAUGUCUCUGAGGAAGCCAAAGACUUUGUCUCCAGGCUAUUGAUCCCUGAGAAAUGCAGCCGCCUCAGUGCAUGGGGCUGCCUGAAGCACCGCUGGCUCAGUCACCUGGAAGAGAGGGCCAAGAUGCUGCGGGUCCAGCUGAAGUCUCAGCUCCGUCUGCAGCGCUAUCUGGCCGCUCACAGGCAGUGGAAGAAACACUUUCACGCAGUCGCUGCGGCAAACCGGCUGAGGAGGCUCUGGGAGAGGCGUUCGACUACCCAGGCAGACCAAGGAGGAGAGCCGGGAGAGAACGGAAACAGAUAACUGCGACGCUAAUGGCACCCCCGCAGUGUCACUAUGGCAACGCAUACCUUUUCUAGAGACCGUGCUUAAAAUUCACAUCAGCAUUGAAGAAUAAAAUAAUGUAUACAUAGCACUUUACUGCCCUACACAGUAUCAUGCCGUUUUGUUAUGCAGAUUUGUUACAGGUGUUGUGUAGAAUGCUGGCGUAUAGGCUUUGGUGCUUAAUUUAUUUUUUCAAGAGAUUCUAAAUAUAUACUAAAUCUUAAUUGUGCAUACAUUAGUAUUUUAAUGGGGACACGUGAACACACGUUGUCUACAGUGAAGUACCUGCAUCAAGUACUCAUAUUUUUCUCCAGGAGAAGGAAUACAUCAGCUCUUUAGAUACAUUAAGUUUGUUACAACUUAUAACUGAAUGAAUACAACAAAAAAAAACUUAAUUGGAGACAUUGUACCACAAUAUCAGGUA
Messenger RNA from Conger conger (European conger), 2305 nucleotides. RefSeq names its product myosin light chain kinase 3 (gene mylk3). The transcript has 13 exons. Bases 1 to 1860 code for a protein of 619 amino acids. Gene Ontology annotation, biological process: positive regulation of apoptotic process; intracellular signal transduction; protein phosphorylation. Lineage: Eukaryota; Metazoa; Chordata; Actinopteri; Anguilliformes; Congridae. The record is from RefSeq and is a predicted model, not a curated record. Gene Ontology annotation, molecular function: ATP binding; protein serine/threonine kinase activity. Gene Ontology annotation, cellular component: nucleus; cytoplasm.